Cyprinodon tularosa is the source of this 832-nucleotide messenger RNA. RefSeq lists its product as uncharacterized. The transcript is spliced from 2 exons. Lineage: Eukaryota; Metazoa; Chordata; Actinopteri; Cyprinodontiformes; Cyprinodontidae. Bases 148 to 801 code for a protein of 217 amino acids. The record is from RefSeq and is a predicted model, not a curated record.
UCUGGACCGGUUCUGUAGGAUGGAGGACGGCCAGCUGGUUCUGGACCGGUUCUGUAGAAUGGAGGGCGGCGAGCUGGUUCUGGACCGGUUCUGUAGAAUGGAGGACGGCCAGCUGGUUCUGGACUGGUUCUGGACCGGUUCUGUAGAAUGGAGGACGGCCAGCUGGUUCUGGACCGGUUCUGUAGGAUGGAGGACGGCGAGCUGGUUCUGGACCGGUUCUGUAGAAUGGAGGGCGGCCAGCUGGUUCUGGACCGGUUCUGUAGGAUGGAGGACGGCGAGCUGGUUCUGGACCGGUUCUGUAGGAUGGAGGACGGCCAGCUGGUUCUGGACCGGUUCUGUAGGAUGGAGGACGGCCAGCUGGUUCUGGACCGGUUCUGUAGGAUGGAGGACGGCCAGCUGGUUCUGGACCGGUUCUGUAGAAUGGAGGGCGGCCAGCUGGUUCUGGACCGGUUCUGUAGGAUGGAGGGCCGCCAGCUGGUUCUGGACCGGUUCUGUAGGAUGGAGGACGGCCAGCUGGUUCUGGACCGGUUCUGUAGGAUGGAGGACCGCCAGCUGGUUCUGGACCGGUUCUGUAGGAUGGAGGACGGCCAGCUGGUUCUGGACCGGUUCUGUAGGAUGGAGGGCCGCCAGCUGGUUCUGGACCGGUUCUGUAGGAUGGAGGACGGCCAGCUGGUUCUGGACCGGUUCUGUAGGAUGGAGGGCGGCGAGCUGGUUCUGGACGGUUCUGUAGGAUGGAGGACGGCCAGCUGGUUCUGGACCGGUUCUGGUAACUCUGAGCCAUAUUCAGGUUCUGCUGCCUGAAGGUUUUCACAACAAGCAGCAGCUCCUGGGU